Molecule: messenger RNA, 495 nt
Organism: Cylicocyclus nassatus
Lineage: Eukaryota; Metazoa; Nematoda; Chromadorea; Rhabditida; Strongylidae
Source: the annotation of a GenBank genome assembly
AUGCUAGAAACACCAUUCGGGCAGCUUCCGGUGCUCGAUGUCGACGGCACACAAAUAGCCCAAUCAUUGGCGAUUUGCCGCUACUUGGCUAGAAAAUUCGGAUUAGCCGGCAAAUCUGCAGAAGAUGAAGCUGUUGUUGAUUCGUUAGCCGACCAAUACACUGAUUAUCGCGCUGAAAUCAAAACAUGGUUUUUUCCUGCUGUUGGACUCAAAGAAGGAAAUGUGGAGCAACUCAAGAAAGACGUCCUUAUGCCGGCACGCCAAAAAUACUUGGAUAUCAUUACUAAAUUCCUGAAACAGAACAAGUCUGGUUUCCUGGUUGGAGAUUCAAUAACAUGGGUAGAUCUGCUUGUAGCUGAUCAUAGUUCCAUGAUGCUUCAUCUUGUUCCAGAGUUUCUUGAAGGAUAUCCUGAGGUGAAAUCUCACAUGGAGAAAAUUCACGCAAUUCCAAAUGUCAAGAAAUGGAUUGAAACGCGACCAAAAUCUGAUCUCUAA